CCCUAUAAAGAUGCCUCGAAAUAUAAUUACGCGUCGUGACGGUUUUCAAAAAGUUUGGCGUGGAUUAAUCCUUUCCGAACAAUUAAUGCCUAAAGGAAAAGUCAAAAUAAAUUGUGUAGUAAUCCGUGGAAUAAACGAGAAAGAAGUAAUUUCCUUAGUAGAAAUUGGAAGAGAAUUAUCAUUUAAUAUUCGUUUCAUUGAAUUUAUGCCUUUUGCUGGCAAUAAUUAUGAAAUGAAGAAAUUUGUGUCCUAUAGAGAAAUGUUAGAAAAUAUUGGGAAAUAUUAUGGAGUUGAAAAUAUUGAAAGAUUAACUGAUGGACCUAAUGAAACUAGCAAAGUAAAAUUUUAA
Molecule: messenger RNA, 349 nt
Organism: Meloidogyne enterolobii
Lineage: Eukaryota; Metazoa; Nematoda; Chromadorea; Rhabditida; Meloidogynidae
Source: the annotation of a GenBank genome assembly